Salvia miltiorrhiza (redroot sage) is the source of this 315-nucleotide messenger RNA. The record is from the annotation of a RefSeq genome assembly. NCBI's taxonomy places the organism in Eukaryota, Viridiplantae, Streptophyta, Magnoliopsida, Lamiales, Lamiaceae.
AUGGUAAAAAAAAGAAUGACCUUGCUCAACAUGAGGAAGCUUCGUACAUCUCGAAUUACAUUGAGUUUGAGUAUGGAUAAGACAGAUUAUUACAAUAAGAGCAAUAUGUCAUACUGUAUGACUUUUCUUAACAUGGGGAACACGAUUUCAUCUCAUAUUAGAAUAGUAACAAGACAAGAUAGAAUCACUUUAUUAGAAAAGAAAGAGUGGUACAUUUUCUCCACUAGGUACGCAAACAAGGGAAGAGUUGGGCAGACUGAACUUUCCGUACAAUGUGUGUGGCGUAGGUGCUCGUGCAUGGGCGCUCGGAUGUAA